AUGAUUUCGAACGGGCACGUAAUUUCAUCCAAAACGGACCCUAAAAAUAUCCAAAAAACAAGCGAUGAGUUUAGUUCGUUAAAAAAAUAUAAUUGGUUGAUGCACUUACAGCACGUUACUGGAAGACUUCAGGAUUGUAAAUCCCUCAUAUCUAGCGAAAUAGAAAGAAGCAAAGGGAAAAACGAAUUUGCUCUUUAUAAACAGGGUGAAAUUUUGCGCGAGGAAGGAAAAUUCCAGGAAUCCUUGGAAUCGUUUCAAAGUUGCUUGCGGUUGCAUCCGGGAAAUGCGGGCUAUUUGAAGGAAAUCGGAAAAUGCCUUUACGAUAUGCAAAGAUUCAAAUUAUCUAUGGAGGCUUACUUGGAGGCGGAGAAAGCCUCCCCUAAUCCCGAUUGGCAAAAUUAUUUUUAUCUAGGACAAUGCCUGCUGAAGCUCGGAGACGUGAACAAAGCCAGCGAGUACGCUCAAAAAGCCGUACAAGCAGGAAAACAGGAAGCCUGCUACGAACUUUUGAUUAAAAUUCUAAUAAUGCAAGGCGAUUACAAGAACGCCGUGACAGUCUCGAAUUCCGCCAUCGAGUUCUGCCCGGACAGCGUGGGCAUGCUAACAGAAUCCGGCUUGCUGUUCCUGAAAUUGGGCCAAAGCGAGCACGCCUUCGAGAGGCUAAGCUCGGCUUUGGCGCUCGAACCGAGCUCGACCAAAGCUCUCCUGGCCAUCGGGUGCAUAAUGCAGCAACACGAGGAUUACGACGUGGCCUUGUCGAAAUACAAAACGGCAAUUCAUUACCGGCCCGAUUCGAUGGCUUUGUGGAACAACAUUGGGGUGUGUUUUUACGCCAAGCGCAAAUACGUGGCGGCCAUCAGCUGCCUGAAGAGGGCCCUCUGGCUGGAGCCCCUCAACUGGAAGGUGCUCUUCAACUUGGGCCUCUGCCACUUGGCCACCGUGCAGCCCGCCUCUGCCUUCAACUACUCCUGUGCGGCGGUUAAUCUGCGACCCGACCUAGCCGACCCGUUCACGGUUUUAGGAGUGGCUUUGCUGGAGCUCCAAGACCCCGAAAACGCCGUGAAAGCCUUCCGAAUGGCGCUCGGCAUUUCGUCCGAAGACGUCUACCUCGUUGUCAAUAUGGCCCUCUGCUGCUCUUUGAUCGGCUUGAACGAGGAAGCGGCGGGUUUAAUGGAGAGGUACUCGAGAAUGUUGGAGCACAACGUUACUAUUACAGAGGAGCUCGCAUCGUUAGCAGAACAAUUAAUGAACAAGCUUAAACGAAGAACAACACAGAAUGUAGAAGAAGGUUCGUCAGCAGAAAAUUACGAACCACGAGAAAACCAAACAGAAAAUGCCAAAAUUCAAGAGGAAAAUAUCGACAAGUUAACCGACGAUGAUGAAAAUUAG
Molecule: messenger RNA, 1389 nt
Organism: Phyllotreta striolata
Lineage: Eukaryota; Metazoa; Arthropoda; Insecta; Coleoptera; Chrysomelidae
Source: the annotation of a GenBank genome assembly